Molecule: messenger RNA, 180 nt
Organism: Suillus paluster
Lineage: Eukaryota; Fungi; Basidiomycota; Agaricomycetes; Boletales; Suillaceae
Exons: 2
Biological process (GO): response to oxidative stress
Molecular function (GO): peroxidase activity; heme binding
Source: RefSeq, a predicted model, not a curated record
CUUGGCAAAGCUGGUACACCUUAUGCAUGGUCUGUCCAGCAGUCAAACCCCUUACCGCGCAACCAAAUGCCCAACGCUGGUCUUGUCUUUGACACCCUGCUCUACAGAGACAAGUUUAUCGAGCAUCCCCAGGGCCUGUCCUCCCUCAUGUUCUCCUUUGCAGCACUUGUCAUCCACAGU